CCAGGUUAAUUUUAGAGUUUUCAAAUCGUCAUAUUAACAUGUGAUCCUGAAGACUCUUCUCUUCUUUCUUCUACCAUUAGCUGAAAUCUUUACUUGUACCACAAUUAACCUCAAACCCUAGCCCCUAAAUCCCCCUAGAAAUCAAUCCAUCCUCAGUUCUCCAAAAAGAUAUCUUUGGUUUUUCUUCACUGACAAAACCCCUAAAAAUGGCCGACUCAUUCGAGCUAAUUGUAACCCGAAAAGAACCUGUUCUCGUCUCUCCAGCCUCCGAAACUCCAAAAGGUCUCCAUUAUCUCUCAAAUCUCGAUCAAAACAUCGCCAUCAUUGUCAAAACAUUCUACUACUUCAAAUCAAACUCAAGAUCCAACGAAGAAUCCUAUGAAGUCAUCAAGAAGUCACUCUCCGAGGUUCUCGUUCACUACUAUCCUGCCGCAGGGAGACUCACGAUCAGUCCUGAAGGAAAGAUCGCUGUGGAUUGCACCGGAGAAGGAGUUGUAGUGGUGGAAGCUGAGGCCAAUUGUGGGAUAGAGAAGAUAAAGAAGGCUAUAUCGGAGAUUGAUCAACCAGAGACUCUUGAAAAGUUGGUUUACGACGUUCCCGGUGCUCGGAAUAUUCUCGAGAUUCCUCCAGUGGUUGUUCAGGUGACAAAUUUCAAGUGUGGAGGGUUCGUGCUAGGACUAGGCAUGAACCACAAUAUGUUCGAUGGUAUCGCAGCCAUGGAGUUCCUCAACUCUUGGGCCGAGACGGCUCGUGGCCUUCCUCUCUCCGUUCCACCUUUCUUGGACCGCACACUUCUCCGACCACGAACCCCACCAAAGAUCGAAUUCCCACACAACGAGUUCGAGGACCUCGAAGACAUCUCCGGCACCGGAAAACUCUACUCCGACGAGAAACUCGUCUACAAAUCCUUCCUCUUCGGACCCGAAAAACUCGAGAGGCUUAAGAUCAUGGCAGAGACGAGAUCCACGACUUUUCAAACCCUAACCGGGUUUCUGUGGAGAGCUCGUUGUCAAGCCUUAGGGCUUAAACCUGAUCAACGGAUCAAGCUUCUCUUUGCUGCAGAUGGAAGGUCGAGAUUCGUUCCGGAACUUCCUAAAGGAUAUUCCGGUAACGGGAUUGUGUUCACUUAUUGCGUUACAACGGCAGGUGAAGUGACUUUAAACCCUCUUUCUCAUUCAGUGUGUUUGGUCAAAAGAGCCGUUGAAAUGGUCAACGACGGUUUCAUGAGGUCAGCGAUUGAUUACUUUGAGGUGACUCGAGCUAGGCCGAGCCUAACGGCAACACUUCUGAUCACGUCGUGGGCAAAACUGUCGUUUCAUACUAAGGAUUUCGGUUGGGGUGAACCGGUUGUAUCUGGACCGGUCGGUUUACCUGAGAAGGAAGUGAUUCUGUUUCUGCCAUGUGGUAGUGACACGAAGAGUAUCAAUGUGCUGCUUGGACUUCCUGGCUCGGCUAUGAAAGUGUUCCAAGGGAUUAUGGAUAUAUGAAUCAUUAAAAUUAUUUAUGGUUUAAUGUUUGAAUUUAAAUUAACUAUGAUUUAAAAAGCAAAUAAUGAUGAUAUAUCAAUUACGUGUUUGUGGUCGUAUGAAAUAUUGUUCGUCGGUGGAGCAAAAAUGUAACUAAGAUGUUAAAGUAUCAAGUUUAAUAAAGAAAGCUAUUGUGUUUACUAAAA
Molecule: messenger RNA, 1672 nt
Organism: Arabidopsis thaliana (thale cress)
Lineage: Eukaryota; Viridiplantae; Streptophyta; Magnoliopsida; Brassicales; Brassicaceae
Gene: FACT
Product: HXXXD-type acyl-transferase family protein
Exons: 2
Coding region: 207-1487 (426 amino acids)
Molecular function (GO): acyltransferase activity, transferring groups other than amino-acyl groups
Source: RefSeq, marked reviewed